GUCUUCAUCUAGACUAUGUUUCCUUGUAGUAGGGGAACACCAGGUCAUGCGAAAAAGUUUGCAUUUCUUGGCUCAUUUUUUUUUUGCUAUCGACGUAGUGGAAGACGAUUUCGUGAUCCGCACAGGCACGUAGACACUACUGCAGCAUGUAUCGACCUCUUUGUCCAAAGACGAUUUCUAAGUUAUAAUUCUUUUUCUAUAUCAAAGAUGUACGCUAUGCAGAAAAAACAAAAUAAAACACAUGAGGGAUACUCUAGAUAUGAUCGAGGCGGUGGUAUCAGACGCCGUGAGAGUAGCUCAUGCAUGCGACCGCUCCAAUCAUCUGUACAGGCUCGUGGAGAAGCAGAAAUUGUUUUCCCGAAAACCCUCAAAAGCGGUCGCUUUGAGCAGCAUAACACGCGGUCUCAGCGAAUUUUUUUUGAAAAUUCAAAGAACGCUGAAGGUUUUUUUAAACAGCAACAAAUAGACCGAGAAUAUAUCCAGAGAAUGCGAGAGGCUGAACACGACAAAGAUAUUGAUCGCCGUUUCUUUUCACGAAUUAAUGAUUACAGGGAUAUCGCAGAUACUGACCCAUACGCGGAAGUGUUUGGCGAGAGUGCCAGCACUCGCCGUCUACGUACUGCAGCCUGGCAGCGCCAGUUUGAAAAGGAAAACGAAGAUGUAGAGCUUCCAUAUGAACGAACUAAUUCUAUUGCGCGGUUGGCACCAAACUGGUUCGUACGGUAUUUAAUCAAUUUGCGUGAUAGUGGCGGUUCGGAUCAUCUAUACUUUUUGGUGGCUCUUGGUAUUUUGGCUGUGGCCCUACUAAGCAGUGCUAUAUAUAUGUUCCGUGCGCAUCCUAGGAAGGCGAAACCAAUUAGUGAAAUUCGAUGA
Molecule: messenger RNA, 873 nt
Organism: Phytomonas sp. Hart1
Lineage: Eukaryota; Euglenozoa; Kinetoplastea; Trypanosomatida; Trypanosomatidae
Source: the annotation of a GenBank genome assembly